UUUGAUCAGCCGCAUUUAAUAUUAGUUAAUUUUUUUGCAUAAAAAGCAGAAAUGCGUUUUAUCCUUGUGCUUGCAGCAGUUAUAGCUGCGGCUUUGUCGUUACCAGCGAACCUAGAUGACUUGCCAGAGCCCAGCCAACUCGCUUUGGUUCUUAACGAAGAUGAUUUUGAGGACUACUUAGAUUCAUGGUUGGACAUUCAACAGCGCAAUAAUGGCAACGCAACACAAUUCGACGCUCGUAGUGGGUGCACAUUCCGCAUUAACGGAGACCUCGGGCAACCUCAGCCAGUCUACAUUCAUCGUAACAACUAUCUCAGGCCAAAUGGCAACUCUGGUCAGAUUCGCCUCAACUCUGGUGAACAAGUCAUCAUUGCCUGCACCGGAUCAGGACGUACGAUCAGACACCCGAAUAUUGCUAAGAACGUCAAUGUUGGUACCGCGACAUGUGUCAACAACAAUCUAGUUUCUGGUUCAGGUUGGUUGAAUGGUAAUGGUGCUUUUGGACAGUUGACUUGCUCUAGUCACUCUCAUCACGAGGCACAAGGAACGAAUCAACGCUGCUUUAACAACAACUUGACUAUUAGGGUUGGGUUUAUCGUAAACAACGUCUUCUACCCACUGUACUGGUCUUGCUUUGACCAGAAGCGUUUGGAAGUUCUCUACGCAUGGUACGAUCAGUCACGAGAAAAUGCAGUACAUCAAACCGGUGUAGACAGACCGAGUUGGUUGGCCGGCAGUUUCUUCCCUGGCGUUGACGUUAACAACCGAUACACACAAGCGCAACAGAAAAUUGCCAUCGCCAACGUUGUGGGCAACGAUCUGGCCAAUAAAUACGUAACCAGCCACCAGUUCCUGGCACGCGGCCACCUUGCCGCCAAGAGUGACUUCGUAUUCGCGACCGGGCAGCGCGCUACCUUCUAUUUCAUCAACUGUGCUCCUCAGUGGCAGCCAUUCAACGCUGGUAACUGGAACAGCCUUGAGCAGAAUCUUCGUGCUCGCAUUGGAGCUGCUGGUUACAACACGGUUAUCUACACUGGUACAUUCGGAGUGACACAACUUCGCAACGCUAACAACCGCUUUGUUGACAUCUACCUUCACAACAACAACCAAAUACCAGUUCCUCAGUACUUCUAUAAGGUUGCGUACGAUGCCUCGCGGCGUUUGGGCACCGCUUUCAUAAGCAUCAACAACCCUCACUACACCCUGGCGGAGACUCGCAACCUGCAGUUCUGCACCGACCGCUGCCGCAACAACAACGCUUUCAGUUGGCUCAGAUGGCAACCCGAUCGCGUCGACAUCGGCUACAGCUUCUGCUGCACAAUCGCCGACUUCAGAAGAGUCAUCGGACAUCUCCCAUCGUUCACUGUCAAUGGUCUUCUGACAUAAAUGCAAAACAAAUAAGUACAGAAAGAAGUAAUUACAU
Molecule: messenger RNA, 1423 nt
Organism: Papilio machaon (common yellow swallowtail)
Lineage: Eukaryota; Metazoa; Arthropoda; Insecta; Lepidoptera; Papilionidae
Exons: 7
Coding region: 52-1386 (444 amino acids)
Biological process (GO): apoptotic DNA fragmentation
Cellular component (GO): nucleus; mitochondrial inner membrane
Molecular function (GO): nucleic acid binding; metal ion binding; RNA endonuclease activity
Source: RefSeq, a predicted model, not a curated record